Messenger RNA from Balaenoptera musculus (blue whale), 3667 nucleotides. It is a transcript of the gene TUBGCP5, whose product is annotated as tubulin gamma complex associated protein 5. Bases 11 to 3175 code for a protein of 1054 amino acids. Gene Ontology annotation, biological process: mitotic cell cycle; microtubule nucleation; cytoplasmic microtubule organization. NCBI's taxonomy places the organism in Eukaryota, Metazoa, Chordata, Mammalia, Artiodactyla, Balaenopteridae. The record is from RefSeq and is a predicted model, not a curated record. Gene Ontology annotation, molecular function: microtubule minus-end binding; gamma-tubulin binding. Gene Ontology annotation, cellular component: spindle pole; gamma-tubulin complex; equatorial microtubule organizing center. The transcript has 23 exons.
UGUCGGAGGUAUGGCGUCUGCGGCGCCGUCUUGGAGCCGGCUGGACCGAAGGCAGGAAUGCGACGUGCGCGAGCUCGUCCGCCUUGUGGCGGGCGUCCAUGAUGAGGCGGACCCCAACUUCCAGCUCGCCUUGCACUUCGCUUGGUCCAACUUCAGAUUUCAUCGUUUCUUAGAUGUCAACAGCCACAAAGUAGAAAAGACAAUAGAAGGGAUUUAUGAAAAAUUCAUCAUUCAUUCUGAUCUCAGCAAAGCUGCUAGUUGGAAGAGAUUAACUGAGGAAUUUCUAAAUGCAUCACUUCCAAGCAUAAAGGAAAUCAAGACAGAUGCACAUUAUUCCAUACUGUCACUUCUUCUAUGUCUGUCUGAUUCUCCUUCAAACAGCAAUUAUGUGGAAACACCAAGAGAUAAAGAAGUGGAAAAGAAAGAUGAUUUCGACUGGGGAAAAUACUUGAUGGAAGGUGAAGAAAUUGACCUUGGCUCAAAUGUAGACACACCAAAUUGGUCUGAAGAAAGUGAAGAUGAAGAUGAUCAACAGCCUUUAAGCAGAGAGGACUCUGGGAUUCAGGUGGACAGGACACCAUUAGAAGAACAAGAUCAAAACAAAAAACUGGGACCUCAAGUCAGCUGGAAAGAUGAGUCAGAUGCCCGAAGCUGGCUGGAACAACACGUGGUCCGUCAGUACUGGACAGUCAGGUCCUCGAGGUUUCCUCAUAGUUUACAUUUGCACUCCAAUCUAGCUGCUGUCUGGGACCAACAUUUGUACAGCAGUGACCCAUUAUAUGUUCCAGAUGACAGAGUUUUUGUUACUGAAACGCAGGUUAUUCGGGAAACCCUAUGGUUACUUUCAGGGGUAAAAAAGCUCUUUAUAUUUCAGCUGAUAGAUGGAAAGGUAACUGUGAGGAACAACAUUAUAGUAACUCAUUUGACACAUAGCUGUUUACGAUCAGUGCUAGAACAAAUAGCAGCAUAUGGCCAGGUUGUGUUUCGACUCCAGGAGUUUAUUGAUGAAAUCAUGGGGCACAGCUCUGAAAGCCUGUUACCUGGAAAUAGUUCCGUUCCUAAGAAGUCGACAGAAGCACCUUUUAGAACAUACCAGGCUUUCAUGUGGGCCCUGUACAAAUACUUCAUUAGUUUCAAAGAGGAACUUACAGAAAUUGAGAAGUGCAUCAUCAAUAAUGAUACUACAAUAACUCUUGCAAUAGUGGUGGACAAGUUGUCACCUCGAUUAGCUCAGCUCAAGGUUCUGCACAAAGUGUUUAGUACUGGAGUAGCAGAAGUUCCACCUGACACUCGAAAUGUCGUUCGAGCAUCUCACCUGCUCAACACCCUGUACAAAGCCAUCCUUGAAUAUGACAAUGUUGGAGAAGCCUCUGAGCAAACUGUGCUUCAGAAACGCUUGAGCCUCAUUUUAUCCGGAGACGAGGGAGUUCUGAGAAUGGAUGUGCGUGCUGCGCUGUCUCCUCAGGUCUCCUUGCUGUUCUCGCUCUGGGUGGAGACCGUGCGGCCCUACCUGCAGACUGUAGAUGAGUGGAUCGUGCAUGGGCACCUGUGCGACUGUGCCCGGGAGUUCAUCAUCCAGAGAAACAAGAAUGUUCCGGUAAAUCACAGAGACUUUUGGUAUGCAACUUACACACUAUACAGUGUAUCGGAAAAGACAGAAAACGAAGAAAAAAUGAGUGAUAACGCUAGUGCGAGUUCUGGCAGUGAUCAAGGUCCCUCCAGCAGGCAGCACACCAUGGUGUCCUUCCUGAAACCCGUCCUCAAGCAGAUCAUAAUGGCUGGCAAGUCAAUGCAGCUGCUGAAGAACCUGCAAUGCAUGGAGAGCACCACAUGCCAAGCCACAGCCAGAGAUGCAGAAAGAAAAAGUCUGUAUACCCUGUUUCUGGAGUCUGUGCAGUCUCGUCUUCGACACGGAGAAGACUCCACUGCACAGGCCCUCACUGAGCAGCAGGCCACCAGAGAGACCCUCAUUAAGAUGCAGUCCAUUGCCGAGAGGCACCUUGAACUGGAUGAUGUUCAUGAUCCGCUGCUGGCGAUUAAUUUUGCAAGGUUGUAUUUGGAACAGAGUGACUUUCACGAGAAGUUUGCUGGUGGAGACAUAUGUGUGGAUAGAUCAUCAGAAUCUGUGACUUGCCAGACUUUUGAAUUAACGCUGAGAUCUUGCCUCUAUCCUCAUAUUGACAAGCAGUAUCUAGAUUGCUGUGGAAACCUCAUGCGAACUCUAAAAAAAGAUUACAGGUUGGUUGAGUACUUGCAGGCCAUGAGGAAUUUCUUCUUAAUGGAAGGGGGAGAUACCAUGUAUGACUUCUACACAUCAAUUUUUGAUAAAAUAAGAGAAAAGGAAACCUGGCAGAAUGUGUCUUUUCUUAAUGUCCAGCUUCAAGAAGCAGUAGGACAGCGUUAUCCUGAAGACAGUUCUCGUCUAUCUAUAUCUUUUGAAAAUGUUGACACAGCUAAGAAGAAACUCCCUGUUCAUAUCUUAGAUGGUCUGACCCUGAGCUAUAAGGUCCCAUGGCCUGUGGACAUUGUUAUAAGUUUGGAAUGUCAAAAAAUUUAUAAUCAGGUGUUUCUUCUCUUAUUGCAAAUAAAAUGGGCAAAAUAUAGUCUGGAUGUUUUACUAUUUGGUGAACUAGCUAGUCCUGCUGAAGAACCACAACUUGAAGGACUUUUAGGAGGACAAGACACAGCUGCUAAUUUUGGACCACAGAAGGAGCCAGUAAGACAGCAGAUUCAUCGUAUGUUCCUCUUAAGAGUGAAGCUCAUGCACUUUGUGAACAGCUUACACAACUACAUCAUGACCAGGAUUCUUCACAGUACAGGGCUGGAGUUUCAACAUCAAGUCGAAGAAGCCAAGGAUUUAGAUCAAUUGAUUAAAAUUCACUAUAGAUACUUGUCAACCAUCCAUGAUCGAUGUCUGCUGAGAGAAAAGGUCAGUUUUGUGAAGGAAGCCAUCAUGAAGGUGUUGAACUUGGCCCUCAUGUUUGCAGACGGUUGGCAGGCUGGCCUGGGGGCGUGGCAAAUGGAAUCUAUAGAGAAAAUGGAGUCUGAUUUUAAAAACUGCCAUAUGUUUCUUGUAACAGUUUUAAACAAAGCUGUCUGUAGAGGAUCCUUUCCCCAUCUGGAAUCUCUAGCACUGUCACUCAUGGCUGGCAUGGAGCAGAUAUCUUCAGUGUAGUAAAUGCCUCAGAUUUAAUCUUCAUACAUACACGUUUCCACCACAUACAGCUGCGAAACGGGAAUCUAUUUUGGUUUGUUUUUAAAACUGUUGUCUACUGUCUAGACAAGUGGGUUUUAUGUGUUUUCUCUGGAGAUUAUUGGUUAGUAUAUAGGGUUAUGCAUAUAAAACUGUAUCAAUAAUGCAGAAUGUGUAUAGGCUGUUUACACUUAUAUUUCCUACUAUAAGCUAUAGAUUUAUGGUAUUGAUACCUUUAAAUGUAAAAUAAUCGUUUUUGAAAAUGUAAUUAUUAAUAUUAAAAAUAAAUUAAAGCACUUUAUUCCCCUUUUGCUUAGUCACAGAAGUUUUGUUUUCUUUUAUAUGCCUGGGAAGUUCCAAAAUGGAAAAUAGCUUCCACCAAUGUCAAUCAAUGUAAAAGCCAGCUGUUGAUAUAUCCUAUUGUAUGGCUUUUGUGAGCUAACCACAAUUAAUUAAAACUAUAUUUACUGUUCA